This is a messenger RNA of Saccostrea cuccullata (small rock oyster), 3883 nucleotides long. RefSeq lists its product as uncharacterized. Lineage: Eukaryota; Metazoa; Mollusca; Bivalvia; Ostreida; Ostreidae. The transcript is spliced from 8 exons. Gene Ontology annotation, molecular function: ubiquitin protein ligase activity. Gene Ontology annotation, biological process: Notch signaling pathway; protein ubiquitination. Gene Ontology annotation, cellular component: nucleoplasm. The coding region runs from base 123 to 3146 and encodes 1007 amino acids. The record is from RefSeq and is a predicted model, not a curated record.
GUAGUGUAAUUCCACCAGAGUCAAUAUCCUUCCCGAUUGCGUCCGAAAUAAAACAGAAUUUGUUCCUGAAUGAUCACAAACAACCAGAGAGGUAUGAGAUUCAAUUAUGUAAUGCGUUAAAAAUGGAAUCUUCUUGGGAGAAAUUUAAACUUUGCAUAAAAGUGCAAAUUGAGGGGUUCUUUCCUAAGGAUAUGAAAGGAGAAUAUGAUUUUACGAAAUGGCUUUCUCCUCCCCUAAUGCAAUUUGUCUUCACGAAGGAGCUUACACUUCUACAGAGCGUUCUGCAGAUGCGUGGUUAUGUUUUGGAAUACGAUGGAGUACAGAUCGACGUGAUGCAUGUGUCCAGAAAAAAACUGAUAACCCUACAGUGGGUGUCAAAUGAUGUAUGUAAUGUGAUGUCAGGGUUCAUCACCAGGUACGACGCACGACCAAUUUUAUUGCCGGUAGAUUUGGGUAAAAUCAAAUUUAAGAAACUGCCCUUGGAGGAUGUCUUAGUUACCCGGCACAAGUCGAGGAGCUGUUACUGGCUGAGUGGAGUAGGGGAGGACGUUGACAAGGCAUACAGCAUUGUACAAAGUCACCAUCCCUCUCUCUGGACUUUACCUGGUGGAGUAUCAUUCAAGAUUGAAAAUGACUGGAAAGACAUCGAAAUAUCAAUAACGUUAGAGGACAUGCUUCAGCCGUGUCGGCUUUUGAUUGAACCGUCUCCAUUCAUUUCCCGUCCAAAACUCCAUUUUGCUGAUACAAGGCAACCCAUUUACAAAGCUCUGAAGUCCGGUGAAGACCAAUCUUCACCAGAAAAAGUAGAUCAACUGGAAUCACUCAUUGUUGAAACAAUCAACUCUUUAGUUGAGGUCACAUCAAAGUUCGAUGCGAGGGCUCUAAAAGUUACCAGUCGUGCAUAUGAUACAGAGUUUAGACGUCCUAAGUCGUAUGGCAACGUUAGCUGUUACUGGGAAGAAGAUUAUUCAGUUGUCUGGGUAACAGGAACAAAAAUUGACGUCACCUCCGGCUUUGAAAAUAUUCAACUUUAUAUAGAAAAUGGCACAAAACUUCCAGAACCAAAAAUAAUAGACAACACAAAGGAAGUGAAUGAGGAACAAAUAGACGAGGAAAAGACAGAGAAUGUGGAGGAAGUCAACAUAAUCGAAAUGAAAUCAGCUGAGGGCAUCACCAUUAAAAUAUAUUAUGGAGAUAUCACAAAGUUAUCAGUAGACUGUAUAGUAAAUGCCGCGAACGAACACCUCGCACAUGCUGGAGGGGUAGCAAGAGCCAUAGCAAAGGCAGCUGGGUCAGAAUUUGAGAAGGAAAGUAAGGACUAUGUGAAGACGCAUGGUCCCCUGUCGGUCGGAAGCUGCUGUGUGACGUCAGCGGGUAGACUUUCCUACAAACACGUUAUCCACACGGUUGGCCCAACGUGGAGCGACUAUAAAGAUAAGGAGAAAAAGUAUUGCUUAGGCGAUCUGCAGGAGGCGGUAGAAGUCACCUUUAGAAGGGCCGACAAAUUAAAGCUUACAUCAAUCGCUAUCCCAGCGAUCAGUUCUGGAAUAUUUGGUGUACCCAAGGAAAGUUGCGCUGAACAAUAUUGCAAGGCAGUCGAAUCCUUUGGUAAACAGUUUCCAGAAACAAGUCUUCAAGAAAUUCAUUUUGUUGAUAUAGAUAGUCAAAUGGUAAGUCUCAUUGGAACUGUCUUUGAAAAACACUUCGGCACAAAGUCGCUAACAAGAACAAUAUCCCUACCUGUCCAUCAGAAGUCCAGUAAUGACCGAGGCAGAGAGGGGCGAAGCAGAAGCCAGAGUCCUCGAGAUAAAGAAGAGAAGAGCGUUGUGUUUGAUAUUACAGACACAACGAGUCUAUCUAUAAAGGUCGGAGACAUCGCCUCCUAUCAAGGCUCAGCCAUUGUAUGUCCACAGGACAAGAAAUGCAACUCUAGAGGACAAAUUGCAAGAGCCAUUACCGAGAAACUGGAAAAUAUGGAGUUGGACAUGCCAAGCAUUCAAACUAAAGAAGAACAAACUCAUGGUAAAGUUAUUCCAGUGAAAGGAAAGCUCUCUGUCCCUUGGGAGUAUAUUUUCCAUGCUGUAUGCCCAAGAAAAAGUAAGGAAGAACCGCUACGUCAGUUUGAACAGAACCUGAAAGAGACCAUCAGGAAUGUGUUCGAAGAAGCUAAAAAACACAGUUUACAAAGCCUAGUGUGUCCUCUCCUUGGAGCAGGUUUUUCGACUUUAGACGGUCUUAAUGAAACUUGUUCUAAAUGUCUUGUUGACGUCGUCAAGGAUUUGAAGAAAGGGGUCUGUCCCCUUAAGAACAUAUGCGUUGUUGUUUCAUCUUUACCAAUACUAAACACUCUAAAAAGUGCGCUCAUUGAUGCAGGUUUCUCAUGCAAAACUUCGUCUAAAUCUGACAGUUGGAAAUAUUCCCACGAUGCAAGACCAAAACCUAGAUCUAGCUGCUGCACGACGACAAAAGCGGGAUAUCGUUGUUGUCAGUUUCAGCGAAAAGGUUCUCCCGUGAAAAAACCAAAAUUCAAAACGGCUGAAAAGUGUGACAUAUGCGCAGAGAGAGUAUAUAAUCCUAAAACACUUGACAAGUGUGGCCACGUGUUUUGCUGUAGGUGUAUCGAUCGCCAUUUAUUAUAUCACCCAGACUGCCCAACUUGUGGGAAGAAAUAUGAAAUGGUAAAAAGAGGUCAGCCCUUUGGAAUAAUGGAUAUCACCACAAAUCAGAAUAAGUUAGCUGGUUAUGAACAAUCAGACGGAACAAUCGUCAUUACUUAUACAUUCAAAGAGGGGUAUCAAACAUCUUUACAUCCAUCCCCUGGGAACAAAUACGCUGGAAUCAUCCGUAAAGCAUACAUCCCGUACACCGCCAAGGGACAACUAGUGACGCGUCUCCUGAAUGUGGCCUUCAGCAGACAGCUUCUGUUUACGGUGGCUUCCUCCUCCACCAAGUCUACUGAAGGAAUCAUCGUGUGGAAUGGGGUUCACCACAAAACUAGCGUAAACGGAGGAGAGCAGAGUUAUGGUUAUCCGGACAGCUCUUACUUGGAUCGUGUUCUGGACGAGUUGUACGCCAAGGGUGUGACCCCGGACAACAGCAAGCAGCGGACCGAGUACCAGGAAUUCUCACGCUGUUUUAAAGACUAGCAAGACUAAUUGUAUUCCAUAUUUUUUCAUAGAGAUUUCAUUAUCUAACUGUGUCUAAUGUUUCUUAUAUGUAGAAGUGCGACCAUUUUUAUGUUUUAUUAUAAAGUUUGAAUUGUAUACAACCGUUUUAUCCUCCUAAUAUCAUCCCGAAGAGAUAUUACGUUUGGAACUUUCCAAAUUCUUAGACCAUAAUAUUGUAAGUUAGAAAUAAAAUUUCUCCAUUUCUUAAAGCCUCGUAUAAAAUAUAUAAACUGUAAACAGUGAAAUUUUCGUUCCCGGUUUAUUUUCGCUCCUUUUUUCUCAUUGAAAUCAGGCAAAUUUUAAACGGGCAAACACGGCAUGGUCUUUCAAACAGAACUGUGUUUGCGCGAAUUCAAGACAGUGCAAAAUAAUGUGCAGGUGUCAAAAGACGAAAAUAACCCCGUAUACAGAAGUUUAUCCUUGAACUAUUGCUCAACAUUACUUGGACAAUUUGUGUAUAACAGAUCAAAUUUUGCCGUUUCAACUUCAAACUUUUCUAGGACAACAGGGCUAAAUGCAAAUAAAUUAUUCUUGGCACAAACAUCCUUAAUUUCUCCCAAUAAAUGCCUAUAUUUUGUCAUAUGAUUCUAAAAUAUCUUUUAAUUUUUUUUUUACAUUCACAUUUGUUGUUUGUGAGUUUCCAGGUUUUCUCUGUUACUACUGAAAAAUGCGAUUUUUUUAAUCUUGAUAUCAUGAUCGUUUUUGUUAAUAGUGAA